Molecule: messenger RNA, 5306 nt
Organism: Pogonomyrmex barbatus (red harvester ant)
Lineage: Eukaryota; Metazoa; Arthropoda; Insecta; Hymenoptera; Formicidae
Source: RefSeq, a predicted model, not a curated record
AAUUUGCCGCGGCUACCCGCUGUCGGUCACGUCGCGGGUUAUUAAUUCGCCUAUAUCCGUGUAAAUUCUGAGGUGUCGCUGAAUUGAUCGUCAUCUAUUCAAGGGGGGUAAGCCGCUGAGUGCCGGAAAUUCUUUCGCUUAAACAUCGAAUAUCUAUUUUAUCUUAAAGAAAGAAAAACCAAAGUGAAACGUAAGGAUGAUAUCUGUGUCUUAGUCGCGAUGGUGAGAAUACGAUGAUCACCAAGAUUUUCUGUCUUUCGUGUUCGCUGUGGAUUUAGAACUUCCCUUUACGGCGAUUACGGCAGUCUUCAGGAUGCAAGAAAGAAAAGGGGAGUGCAAUCACGAAACAAACGAGUGAUCUCAACGAUGACUGUUUCGCUCGAAAAUCGCUCAAUAUUCCCGAAACUGAAACCGGCGCAGCUAUUAUUCGUAGUCACGUGAUCUCGGACUGGGGAGGAUAUUCAAAAAUCCAACUUUUAACUUUCAUUGUAUAGCAGAUUUUCAUUUCUUAUGAAGACAAUAGAACAAAUGCUAGAAGAGCGACAAGGAUGACUAUAACCCCUAAUACAGCCUUUGUUUCUUAUCCUGUGAUCAUUCCGGAUGGGAUAUAAUUUCAUGUCUCAAUUAGUUCACAUAUUAAUUUUCCUCCUCCCCCCAUCACGACGAAGGUAAACAGAACAGUGCCCCUCUCUAAUCCAUCCCUCACCACUAAUCGCGGGACGACGGAACGGGGAUGAUUGCGUCCGGACUUUUCGAUUCUGAUUGCGGAAUUAGUGGAAUUUUGUUGCCGACGUCACGCGAUUGAGAGUGUUCUAUGAUUUUCUGUGAACAGAACUCUUGGAAUUCUCCAUCGUGUUUUACGUGUGUGUAUGUGUUCGUGUGUGUACGAGUUUCUUUUUCGCAGAAUCCCAGGAAGCAGUUUGCAGAAUCUCAACGACGAUUCUUCAGUUGCCAUGUUCGAGAUUGAUGCAGAGUUUGAAGAUACCAAACUAGAGAAUGUUUUGCAGCAGAUAUUCAAGGAAUGCGAUGCUUCAAGCACGGUUCUUGACUCGAUGGUGCCCAUGAACAACGCGGUGUCGGUCUCCAGAAUUGUCGAAUACAUUCAGGAUCGGUUGCCGACUUGGUCAAUCGAUGAUUUGGCGGAAUUAUGGAAGUGUUUGGUUGCAAUAUCGACGAACGGUUGCGUGAAUUUGCAUCAAUUCAAGGAAGGGACGAAGCAUUGGAUCAUCAAGAUGCAACAGGUUCAACCUACACAGAACAGCAGUAACGAUACCCGGGAGGAACUCGUCCUCCUGAACGACGCAGAUUCUUCGAUGAAAAUCAUGGAUAAAGAUAUCAUGGAAUUUGAGCUUCGUGUGAAACUUCGGGAACUCCAUGAAGAGAACGUUGUCCUUCGAGACGAGCUCGAGCGACAAGAAGGCUUAAUCGACAAUCUCAAACAACAACACAGCAUUACUGAAAAACAGCUAGAGCGUUACAUUCAGAAAUGUCACCAACUUGAGAAGGAGAAUGACGAACAGAGAGAUCAAUUAAACGAGUUGAUUCAAAGCGACAAGACUAAGACUAUGAGCCUUCAAAGUUACACGAAAGAGCAUCAGAGUCUGUUGAAAAAAUUGGAAGCCGCAGAGCUCGAGAUGCAAGUUAUACCAGUUUUAAAAGAAAAAUUGGAGAAAAUCAGCAAAGAAAAGAUGGAAUGUAUAAGACAAUUCACCAGAAUGCAAGAGGAAUUAGACGAAAAAGAAAACGAAUGUAAACAAUUAAAAACUACAAUAACUGAACUGACGGAUUCAAAUCUUAACAUGAAGGAGACCUACGAAUAUACAAUUCAUAAUCUACGUGAGAAGAAUCAUUCGCUUGCUGAUGAAAAUAUGGAACUGCAAUCAUUAUCGGCUGUUCAUGAAAAUUCUAUCGGAGAUAGAUUCUCGACGUCAAUAAUUUCGGAUAUGGAUGUAUCCCGCAUGCAUAGCACACCUUAUAAAAAAGUGUUAUUAGAAGAUUCAUUGUAUGCGGAAUUGAAGGCUUCAUGUCUUACAGACGAACUCCUAUAUAGCAGAAAUUCCUACAGACAAGAACUCCAAGAGGAACUAGACGAAUACAACGCCGCGAUUUUUACGACGAUGGAACAGCUAGAAAAAGUUAUACAGAUUUUUAUUAUGAUGCGAAACUCCACUGAUAAUAUACCCGAGUUUAACCUGCAAGACACAGACACGAGAGCUAACAACGUCGACAUAUUGAAACGCAAAGCAGCUUUUCUACUGAAUAUGGCGACAGAAGAGAUCACGAGGAGAAACACGAGGAGAGAUUCAAGCACACAGCUUCGAGCUGACUACCCGGCAAACGCAAACGAUAGUUUGAAUGAAUUUGGCAUCAGGAGUUUUCGGGAUCUGUUGUCGGCAACCCGACUGUACCCAAAGGCUGAGACGGAUUUGCGAUCGAUAACUUUGCGCUGCAUGAACGAAGACGAUCGCGAGGAAGACUCGUUCUUAAGAAUUAUAAAAACGUAUGCGGGCGUUCAAAGUCGAUUCCGCAUCGUUGAACCCAUCAUCGAAGAGUUACACGACAUUAUUGAGAGCCUUGACGCUCUUGCCAAUCGUAAAGAUCAUCCACUGUCUGAGAAUUCAAGGCAUCGAUCGAUAUACACAUUGUCAUCGAGUUUGCAAUCGGAAGACUCAAAGUGGCUAAGGUUUGGUUGUCAAACUUCCUUCGUUGCACAAGGAGACGGUCUAAUGCAAAAGGAUUGUGAGGAGAAACCUGCACUUGCAGAAGCAAGUAACAUUUCCGAUCAAGAAAAUCCGAUCUGUUCCGAGGAGAAUCGAUCGAGUGAGAUGUCGAGCCUCCUGCAAGUGGAUUCAAAAGCGUUAACCACAUCGGAGGAAGAGGAGACAAAUAUGAAAAGCUUUCAAGUACCGGAAGUGAGCAGUGCGAGCACCCCAGUUAGUCCUCGUAGAAAGAUCUCGGUCUAUUAUCGUUCGUUUGACGUGGUGGCGGUGCAAGAUCAACACGAAGCUCAACCAGGAUCCAAUCUGGAGGUGAGACAAUUGCCAAGUAAUCUGGACGAGUCUCCCAUGCAAACCGACAAAACCGCAGCGAGGGAUAGAAAUAGCCUAUUCAAUGCGAAGUAUCCAUUUGGCCAUACUUAUCGCAAUAUAAAGAGCGACAGCGAUUCUUCGAGCAAUUCUACGCCACUGAAACAAUCCCAGGACAGCCCGCUGCACGAUGAACCGCCGGUACUCAGAAAGAUCCAUUUGGCGCCCACACGUUUGAAAUUUUCACAGAAAGUCAGAAACGAGUUAAAUAGAACCGAGGUUCCCAACUACGCUUCCCCAAUUACAACGAAUUCCACCGAAUCGGAUAUUUCAGAGUCCAUCCUGACUCCCCUUGAUGGAGAAUGUAAGGAAGAUGCCGCGUAUUCAUCUUCGACGUCUGCCAUAGUCAAGAACAAGAUGGAAUUCAAGAAGUCGGACGAUUUUCUUAUGAAGAAAUAUGCAGUGCCAUGUCGCUACGUAUCUUUGCAUGAUCAAACUGAUUUAGCGAAGACUGCGGAUUCAGAGGAUCCCCACUCUCAGGCGAGCGUGCAAAGAGACGACAGCGAGAGUCAGUCGCGAAUCGAACGGCCAGUCGAUAGCCAAAUGUCGAGUCGCGAAGACAGUUUAACCGGUUCGGACAGCACAUGCAUACCGGCGACGGGGUCCGAUGAUCGACGCACCGACGAGAAAGUUGAAAACGAGGUCGGCACAGCCGCCAAUGUCGUAUCAUCUACAUCGUUGAGCGAUUCAGUCUCUAGGAAGGUAGUGCCGUGCAAGACUGAGGAAGAGAACGAUGAAAAAACGAGCAAGAAACGUGUAUUGAAACCGAAGCGGUUCUUGAGUGCUAAGAGAUCGCGUUCGGAGGGCGAAAACCUUGGCCGAUCGGAGUGCCGUUGCAAACGAGUAGAUACGCCUUUGAUUUCGAGGGGGAAUCAACGCAGAGUCUUCCCGAAUCUUGUGGAUGAUCACUUGCAGGAAUCUGGGCUAAACAGUCUAUCGGAAAUUGAGACGGAAAGAAGAGAAAAUCUAAGCGAGUUCGAACUGCAGAAGAGGUACAUAGCGUUCUCGUUAUGCCUCUGCAUAGAUAGAUUGACUCUACCGCAAAGGGUAGCGAUGUCGCUUCGGCAACGCGAUCAAUCUGAGAAAAAUCUUUCCUGCGAAGUGCAGAAGAUGCAGCAGGGCAUUCAGGAACUCGCGCCACUAUGCACGGACAGGGAAUCCGCGGAGCGGGUGGAGCGGGUCAGGCAUCAGUUGGACAUGAUUGUACGAUGCGCACACAAGGUAUCAUGUGCAGCCGAAACUUUAGGUGCUGUCCAUCAGGAGCGUAGGGUUUCCCGAGCCGUUCUGCUGGCCGAUAGAUAUCUUCACGUGUUGCAAUCCCGAUGCGAGAAACUGUCCGCCAAUGUCACCGAGACGAAACGGAUCCUGGUAGAGAACAACAUAGUGGUAGAGGAGAACUCCGGCGAGCUCAACGACGAACUGCCUCGGAUGAGAUACAGGAGCGGUACACCCGCCAAUAAUCGUAUGAUGAUGGCUAGGAGAAGAGCCAGCGUGGCCACAAUGUCUCGGCCAAUGGGCAGCACACAGGAUGUGAUAAAGGAUACAGUGAGGCAACGAAAUUCCGUUUCUGGACGUAUGACUCUUAGAAGACCGUCUUUCAGCUCCGAAUCUCCCAAAUGGGAACUCGAAAAAAUGGAUCGUACAGAAAGUUCCAAUAGCAUUAGCGAAUUACGGGGUAUCUUCGAACAGGCCGAAUCUCGUCGCAGCUCAAGAGAGGAAAAUAAUAAUAUGUUGCGAUUAAGUCACUCCAAUAGUCCGAGUGGUAUGACAAACUGCGCAAUAAUCGACGAUGAGGUUUGGACGGAUACAGAGCAAGAGACUUUUUCCGAACAUUUUGUCGACGAAAAUAUUAAUUUAGAUAAUAGAUCGCGUCCAAGAUUUCCGUCACACUCUUUCGAGUUAAGAAGAAGAAAGACAUUACUAUGGUGUAUAAUACCAUUAGGUGUUGUAUUUUUCUUCCUCGGCUUUCUCGUGAAUCAGGUGAUGUCUGUAAUAAACAGUUGCAACAACAAUAACCGUCCGUUAAACAAAUGGUUGAUCGAAUACAUUUUCGGCAGAUAUUUCCAGACGAGAAACGCCGCGCCUUACCCAAUGUGAAAUGCGAUGUUCCCGCUAUAUCGGUAAAAUAAUUAGCAGGACUUGGUGUAAUAAUGUCAAAUGUAACACACUGUAACAUAUGUUAAUUAUGGAAAGGCUGAAUAAAUCGAUAAUUGCUAAGUU